AUGAAUCCUACAGGACAUAGAGAUGCACAAGUCGAUCGUUUGGUUAGAAGUCUCUCGUUAGAUGAAGAUGAGUGGAAUAAGUCUGAAAAUGAAUCAAUGGAUGUUGAUCAUUUUUUGAGACACAAUUCUAGAGACGAAAACGCCGAUAAUUGGGAACCAAACAGAUAUGAAAUCGACCGUAUUAUUGCUCAUAAAGUUAUAAAUGUAAUUGUUGCGGUCAAGACCUGUACCAGAUUUCCUGGAAAGGGUAUUCCAAAUACACGUAAUUCCUUUACUUUUAAUAUAUUAAUUGUUAUACUCUGGGAACCUGCUGAGAAUCUUGACGAUUGCCGAGAAAAGUUGGAUGAGUUCCUUAAACUUUCCGACGAAUUAAAAAUCGCCGAUAGAAUUACUGAUGACUUUGAUCCCAAUGAAAGCACGCUGUUUCUAAACGCGUUACAGGACGCUAACUAUGUGAAUUAUGAUCUGUAUGACGAAUUCAUUCUUGGCCGGACAAAAGGUCCUACCUUUGUGUCCGAGCCAAAAAUAGAAAGGGGACAGCUUGAAAACCAUGCCAAGCUACAAGAAGAGUUUGAUACAUUUGACCUAUAUGACUUGUAUUAG
Messenger RNA from Dentiscutata erythropus, 603 nucleotides. The record is from the annotation of a GenBank genome assembly. Lineage: Eukaryota; Fungi; Glomeromycota; Glomeromycetes; Diversisporales; Gigasporaceae.